Molecule: messenger RNA, 4277 nt
Organism: Colletotrichum scovillei
Lineage: Eukaryota; Fungi; Ascomycota; Sordariomycetes; Glomerellales; Glomerellaceae
Product: PHD-finger domain-containing protein
Exons: 4
Coding region: 500-2299 (599 amino acids)
Biological process (GO): negative regulation of rDNA heterochromatin formation; negative regulation of silent mating-type cassette heterochromatin formation
Cellular component (GO): Rpd3L complex; Rpd3L-Expanded complex
Source: RefSeq, a predicted model, not a curated record
CACUCUUUCUCUGACCUUUUCCACCUCCCCACGUCGGCUCCUCUCUCUCCUCUUCUUCACUCUACCGACCCGUCACGACAUGAAUCUACCUUGUCCUCGAUUGUCAGAUAUGCGAACUGUUCGAUCCCCUCAAAAGCAUUGCUCGAGUACCCGAAUCCUCCCUUCUCACUAGCCCGAACUGCGAGUCGCGCCCAUCCAUUUCUUGCUACCUACUCUCUCUCUCUCUCUCGCUCGCACGAUUGCCCUCCCACUACAACCACAACAACCCACCCGACCUGCUCUCUGCCCACUCUCGUUACCUUACCUUACCAAUCUUCCCCCUCGCCCCGACAUUCCAAUUCUACUCUCUGCCUUCUGGCUUCAACUCUUGCGACUGCGACAUUCUGUACUGCGUCACUCACACGCCGCCGCCGCCGACUCUUCCUCCCCUCCUCCUCGCUCUUCCGAACUCUUCCUCCACCCUCCUCCUCUCUCUCCGCCGUCUCCUUACGCUGCCUCAAUGGCACCACCCUCCCCUCGACGUUCUUCACGAGCCCGAGGCAACACAGUCUCUCAAUCACAGCAAUCCUCGACAACUUCAAGUCUUUCGAGUCGCGGCGAACGAACCACCAGAUCCCUCAACAAGACCUCUUCCGCCAAGUCCACCCCGAGCGCCUCGCUCUCUUCGGAGCCACCCGAAGACCUGGAGGACGCCCUCCCCUCACGGCGCCGAACCCGCGCGCAAGAAGACGCUCGCGACAAGCCUCGUGUCGACCCCUACGAUAUGGCCACCGGCAGCGACGACGUCCAAGAGGACGACGAGUCCGUACGCUGCGUAUGUGGUUUCGACGAAUACCCGGGACCUCCGCCCUUUGAAGAGGACUCCAAGCACGGGAAACACAACCCAGAGGCCGACUUCUUCGCUAGCAUCGAGUUGUCAGAUGAGGUCUCUGGUCUCUUCGUCCAGUGCGACGUCUGCAAAGUCUGGCAGCAUGGUGCUUGUGUCGGCAUUUUUACCGAGGAGAGCUCUCCCGAUGAGUACUUUUGCGAAAAGUGUCGCAGGGAUUUGCACAAGAUCCACGCAGCAGCCAACGGACAACGGUACUCGAACUACUUGCCUCUCAAUCGUCCGUCGCGCGCAACAUCCCGAGCCGCAUCCUUAGUCAAGGAUGGCACCAGAUCGCCGAAAGAAUCAGGCAGGAACGGGGGCCGCGCUUCUUCUGCUACCCAGGCCUCGAAGCGGAGGUCAACAAUGAACAGCCGGGAUGCCGCAUACGAUGAGGAUGAACAAUUGCGGCGGGCCAUCGAGGCCAGCAAAGAAGAAACCAUUUCGGAGCCCACGGAGACUACGUCGAGACGAACGAAGCGAGGUCGCAGUGACAGUCUUGAGAACUCGGCAAGCUUGAAGAGACAGCGAACCAGUUCGCCAUCAAUGUCGCCGCCCCCAGAGAAGACCGAAGCCAUCGAGGAUGAAACAGACGAAGAAAAUACUGGUAGAAAUGGCCAAUCGAAGAAGCCUCGCGGCACACGGACGCAACGUGAAAAGUCGGAUCGAGAAGAGCGCGAUCGCCAGCGAGCGGAAGCAGCCAAUCGACGGAAGGGUCGUGCAGAUCGUAGGAGAGCUGAGGAAUCGGAUCCGUCAGAAGAGGUCCCCCUCGCGACAGCUCGGCCUGCUGUCAAACCAACCACCGAGCCUGUGGUGCCUGUCGAGGCGCCCCCGUCCUCUGCCCCGACCCCGGAUACUCCGCCUGCGAAUCAGGCACCGGUCGGGAGCUCACACAAGAAGACCAGUCGUAACAACCAGAAGAGGGGCAAGGGUCGAAAUCAAUACACAAAAGACCGCGACGAUAACGAAGACACACCAGCAAGGUCAAUGUCUAGAGACAUCGGCCGGAAUCAUGACGACCAUACUGGCGCUGGUACCAGCAAACAGUCCCAUUCCGACCACCCUAAGCACACCCGGACAAAAGCAAAUAGUGCGCACAGCAAAGUAUCGAUGAACGACAUGAAGCGCAGAGUUUCGGCGUUCCUCGACUUCAUUUCCAAAACACAAGUGGAAUUGGCUGGCGAAGCACUACCGGGAUCAAGGAGUAGCCAGAAUAGCUCUCAACAACAAAGUCCUCGCGCAACGGCUGCGCCAGAUGCGCCCAAGAUUAGCGUCAACGGCGACUCCGCAGUAGCAAAGAAUUCACCAAUCGGCACUGCGGCAACAGACGGGAAUGGGCCGGAGUCGAAAGAUUUUAAAGCAUUGAAUUGCGUGGAAAUGAUGGAUGCCCUCACGCGAGACCUGCUGCGAUGGCAGAAUCAAUAUGCGUCAUGAGCUGGCCUAGAUUGGCCGUAGCUGCCCUCUAUAUAAGCGAAGAGUCGCUCACUUGAAGCCGAAUGGUUGCUUUCGUUUCGGAGUACGAUACUAAGAGUCUGCCCUCGACGGCAUUUGGCGGCUCUGUACGGUUUGAUGUUUCGUGGCGUUUGGUCUGUUUUGGGGUGUUGAAAAUGAUAUUCGAACAAAAGACUGGAAGGCAGUUCAAUCACAAGUCAUUGCUCAUGUACGCACUGGCUGUGUGGUUCUACUGUCAGUUGAUACUGUCAGGUUCGAGGAGAGUUGUCGGAUACCCGGACACUUGCGAGUCUCCAAGAUUGCGGUCGACGUUGUUAGUGAUGCACUCAAGUUCGGUUGAGUUUGCUUUUUCAUCUCGAGUAUUUUCCAAUCCGAUCUACUCGGUUUUUAUUGUCUUGAAGGAUAAGGUGUACAAAAUUUGCUCUCAUACGAGGCAACGUCUUUACUUUACAUGUAUUUUGAUACAGAGUGUUGGGGUAUCUUUCUAUAAUUCUCACACGGGACAAUUCUACUACUCCUUUUUGUGCCCCUCAAACCGCUUUGCUCUUGUUCAUUGCCCGCUCUUUCCUCGCCUCCUUUUCCUUUCUCCGCGCCUGAUUCAUGCUGAGCGGGCCCUGCCCUUCUCUCGCCAGCUCCUUGUCUUUGAAGGCCUCGUCGGUGAUGUCGUCAAGCACAAACUUGCCCAGGUUCCCGACCCUCCACUGCUUGACGAUCCAGUCGGCCGCGCUGUCGGCGUUGGCCUCCCCUCCGCUCUUGAGCUUGCCCGUCCUACGAGCGACGCCCGUAAGGAACUCGUUGACCUCGUUCGUGGGCUCCGAGUACCUGGCGUAGGCGCCCGGGUCGACGAGGUUGAGGCGGUAGAGGAGGUAGUCGGCGAGGAUCUCCAUGGGGAUGCGGUCGUCUUUCACGGAGCCGGCGAGCGCGAGCUUGACCAUGCUCUCGGCCUCGGAGACGAAGGGCAUGAAGACGCCGGGCGUGUCGAGGACGAAGACGCCUUCGCCUAGGCCCAUGGUGUCGUUGCUGUCGCCGGCGCUGCUGGUCUCGGAGUCGAGGAUGCGCACGGGGGAGGAGAGCUUGCGCGUCACGCCUGGUUGUGCGCCAACUUUUGCGACGGAUUGUUUCUUGUGCAUGCCGUGGACGCGGAGCUUGUUGAGGAGGGUGCUUUUGCCUACGUUGGGCAUGCCGACGACGAGGGCGCGCAUGCCGGUUAGGCUGUCGACUGAGCGGGCGACACUGCGGAUCUCGGAGAGGAGUUGUUUAGUCGUGGCGGGGUCGUCUUUGCGCCAGAAGACGACGCGCUGCCGGGUCGUGGAGGUGCCGCCGCCGCCGCCGGUGACGGAGCGACCGGUGCCGUUGUGGAAGCGGCGGAGGGCUUGUUCUACCGAGGCGGGACUGUCAGCGCCGAGGUCGCGGUGGGUGUAGACGACGAUGCGCUCGCGGCCGGCGAUGGCGCGGUCGAGGACGGGGUUCCAGCUGGUCAGGGGCACGCGGUAGUCGCGGCACUCGAGGACGAGGCCGACGUCGGAGAGGCGGGAGGAGAUUUCGCGGAGGGCGGCGUGGUGGUGGCCUAGGUAGUAGGAGCGGGGGAUGGAUUCGGAGACGUCGAAGCGGAGGCGGGGCGCGAAGGCGGCGGUGGUGGCCGUGGUUGCGCUCCGGCGCGCGGCGGUCGGGAGCAGCAUCGCCGGGGUUGUGGGGGGUUGGGAUGGGGACGGGGGUUUUUGGGGGGGGAUUUGGGCACCCUUGCGCUAAGGAUCCGUUCCUUGCGAUCACCUUUUCAUCGUUGGGGGAGAGCAAUUGAAUUCCUUGGAAGAAGCGCUCGGUGAUGGGAAUGGGGGGCUGACGCUUGCAGGUGGUUGAAGCUGAUAACUUCGGAGCAAUGAAGGUUGGUUCGUGUCGAAAUUUCUUCAGCCUGGCGCCGAUUGUCCGAUAGCCUCGCAGCUGUCGCAUCUUCUGAUUGGCU